CCGACCGGCCACGGCGACCACACCACGCCACGCCGAGCGCUCAGUACACGCGCUGUCAGCCGCCAGCCCGCCAGCCUGCGUGGCUCUCGCGAACCACGCACUUCGUACGCAAACGAUCCACAUUACGACUGACCGUUUGAGAAGACAAAACUUUUAAUCCAAUCCGCUUUCAUAAGCUACGUUAUUGUGUCUCCUUUGUUUAUAUUUGGUGCGAUUCUCUGUUCAACUUAAAGCGGGCUUUUCCGAGUGUACUGAAAGUGAAGUGUACAUAUUUGAAUGGCAUAAUUGAAGGAAAAUCGAGACCUGAACCGAAAGGUGUUGCGCACGAGUCGCGCGGCGCGAGGGUGUGAUGCGAGGGGCGCGCAGCGGCGGGCGCCGGCGCCGCGAGUAACGACCAUGCGACGCCCGCCCACCGAACUUUCCGUUGCUUGCCUCGUGCUACUCGCUUUUGUCACCCCUGUUCUGGCCGAUGUCGCCAGCUUUAUCAAGGGCGACCGUGCACCGUGUUCAAACGAAGGCGAGGUCGUCCGCCUCCAAGACUCAAAAUUCAAGCAGGACUGGAGUAGCUGCUUUCGUUGUAUUUGUAAGAACGGAUUUGUGGAGUGUCGGAAGGGCGCGGAGGAGUGUGGUCUUAUGGAAGACUGCGCCGUCGUGAUGCCUCGCGAAGGCUGUUGCGCUCGCUGCAAGGGCUGUUGGUAUAAUGGAACGGAGCAUGCUUCGCACACGGAGUGGAACGACGACGGGAAGCUGCUUCGCUGCGAAGCGGGCGUAGUCACAAUAUCACGCCCAGAAUGUUACGUCCCUUGUGACAGUCCUAAGCAUCAAAGACAUACGCAUUAUAACUGCCCAGUUUGUGAAGAAUGCAUCAUCAAUGGUCAGCGGGUUUGGGAAGGCCGUGAUGUCCGUAUAUCCGAGGAGCCCUGCUUGUCUUGUCGCUGUGUGCACGGAGCGUUAUCAUGCACAAAGCGCGCCUGUCCGGUGUUGCCUUGCGCGGUUUCUCAGCAAUACACCCCUUCCGGAGAGUGCUGUCCAAGAUGCUCACAUCCCACCGCAGAUAAAAUACUUCCAAUUUCAGGGUAUUCGCUUCCGAAACCGUGUAUAAUUGGCAAGGAGUAUCACGCACAUGUUAGUGCGUUUCGGGUGGAUCCAUGCACAGAUUGCAGAUGCAUGAACGGUACGGCCGUGUGCACGAGGCACACGUGCCCUGUGCUGACCUGCGGAGCUCGAGCGUUGCCCCCUCCUCCUGGUAAAUGUUGUCCAGAAUGCCCGCAGAUUGAAGAAGCCAAGGCGGCCUGUGUCAUAGCUGGGAAAACUUAUCAAGAUGGAGAAACAUGGCAACUAGAUGCAUGUAAAUCUUGUGAAUGCCACGGCGGAGAACCGCGAUGUGCAAUGGAACGGUGCAAGACAUUAAGUUGUCCCCCAGAUCAGACAUUACGCCAGUUACCCGGACAAUGUUGUCCAAAAUGCGUUGACAUUGACGGUAUCUGUACAGUUUUUGGUGAUCCACACUAUAAAACUUUUGACGGAAAAUUUUAUAGCUUCCAAGGUUCUUGCAAGUAUCAAUUGGUGUCAGAUUGCAAAAAUCACACAUUUUCAAUAAGAAUAUCGAAUGACGCUCGGAAUACUUCACAUUCUUCCUGGACAAGAACAGCAACGCUUCGUAUCGGCUCAACCAAAAUAAAUAUGGGGAAAAAAAUGCGCAUUAAAGUUAACGGGCAAAGAAUUGCACUUCCUUAUAACAUUAAAGGAGUAGCUGAGAUAAGUCGAAGUAACGGAUCCGUUAUAUUGAAAGCAGAAAUAGGAGUUCAAAUGUUAUGGGACGGCGAUGGAUUUUUGGAAGUGACCGUGUCUAGUUCUUACAAAGGCAAGUUGUGUGGUUUAUGUGGGAACUUUAAUUCAGUAGCAAGAGACGAUAUGAGAACACGUGAUGGUAGACUUUUGAAUGAUACUUGGAGGUUUGGAUCAUCGUGGCGAGUUGGCGGGCACCGCGCUUGCACUCGGAGGCAAGAGAGGCCGGGUGGGAUCUCACGCUGCCGACAAUCGAAACUGACUAAAGUCAGACGGCUGUGUCGAGUGUUCGACCAUCACAAGGCUUUUUCGGAAUGUGGAGCUAAGGUUAACCCGCAUAACUAUAAAGAGGCGUGUCUCUUGGAUGCCUGUAGUUGUACAGGUUAUCGAUGUCACUGCGCGGCUUAUAGAGCUUAUGCAAGAGAGUGUGCCCGUGUUGGAGCAGAGCCAUUGAAUUGGGUUCACGCAGCAUGGUGUGAAGGUCCACCGCCGCAGUGGCUCAACCGAGGAGGUCGCAAAGGAUUUGGUCGCGCCGCCACUCCGAAGGACACAAGCUUGCUGAACAUUGGUGCACUACCGAAGAGAAAUAACAGCCGCUCCCGACCUCCGCCUCCAAUUUUGCACUAAUUUACUUGUGGAAACAAAAUUACUAGUCAAUCAUGCCAGUGUGGCAAUGUGAGUAUGUAAUCGGAAUGGGAUCGAUAUUGUAUUGUACGUGGGUUGCACCUUUGAGGCGCGGCGCUUUAGGAACGAAGAUCUAUUUACAUAAACAGUAUUCAUUUAAACUACUUAUAGUUAGGUAAACAAGCUGUUAUAUAUUACGAUGUACACCACCUGUACGUACCUAUAUAGUACCUCGCCAAAUGACCAGCUUCUAUAAUUAAAUGGAUAUAUAUACCUAAUCAUUCCCAUAUUAAGGUACUUUAAUUAUUUAUCUGUGAACGCUACAUUUUUAAAUAGAAAUGGAUAUGGUUCUGCGAGACUGGACUAAGUGACAGUUGUAACGUUUCUUGUAUCAUAUCGAUUCUUUAUUGGAUUAUACAUCUGUGAAUUGUACUUAAUUUUUCUCGAAUUGAUAAAAUAAACGCUUAGUCUAGUCUGGAAUAACAAUAGCUAAUUAUUUAUUAACGUGAGGAUACUUGUUAUUUUGUGGUAUAAAUUUGGUUUUCUCCCGCAGUUCUCACCGGUCGAGGAACUUUUAUUUUGACCCACAUUCUGAAAAGUUUUCGAGUAUGAGUUUCUUUGAUAAUAAGACAAAGUUUUUCAUGCAAAUAAGUUUUCUAUCUUGCAGUAUCUACGAGUAUAUAUAUCAGCGAAAAUGUACUGAAAAUAUGUACUUAUUUCAAACGUAUAUCGGACCAGAUAAGCUCUAUUGCAUAUAUAUUUUUAACAAUAAAAAUACUUAGAUACUUAAUAUUGUAAAAAAAUGUAUGACAUUGUAAAACUGCCGUAAUUUAAGUAGGUUUUGCAUAUAACUCUGUGGUCCCAAAGUAUUGUACCAAACAUGUAUACUCAAAAACAUUUCAACAAUGAUGAGUCGGCUAACGUUACUCUUUUUACUGAAAAACUUACAAACUGUAGAGAAAAAUACCAGUAACUAGUUAGGUAUGGCACUACCAAUAAUUUUUUCCAUUAACGUGACGAAUUAAAAGUAAUAUGACAAAACACACAUGGAAAGACAGUUUUAACACAAAAUAUGUUUGUACUUGCCUGCCUACUUAAAACAAUUUAAAAUGUUUUAAAUUUGAGCGUUGCCGUUCUAGCACGACCAUAGCUUAAAUAAUCCUAGCAUCAAUAAAGAAUGUAUUUUUUAACUUCUCAACAAAAUGUGAUAAUUAGCUUUGGAUAUGACUUCAGACGUUUGGAAUAGUUCAAAUUGAGAUCUCAUCUGUAGAUAGUUGUUUACAAAAUCUUAGAUCUAGCCGAAGCCAAGAAGCUAAAAAGAUUAUAUUAAUAACUUUGUAUAUUUUAUAUACACUUUGGAAUGAAGUGUCUCAAUUAUUAUUUUAUCGAAAUGUAUACGUUGAGAGGAGCGGGUCUAUGAUUUCUAGCAUCUUCGAGCAUCUAAAGGCUUCGUAGGGCAAGAAAAAAUAUAAUUAGAGUAUCUCAUAUAAAUUCUGGCCACUUAACCGAUAGAUGUUCAGUGUUAUCCUAAUAUAUUAACAAAUGAAUAAUUUAUGACUGUACAUAUUAUUUUGAUCUAUUCCACUGCACAUAAUAAUGUGUAACGAUUAUUUUGUAAUUAGAUAUAAUAUUUUAUAUUUUAAGAAUUGAUUUAAAUUUAGUUGUAAAAUGCGUUACCAAUGAAUUUUUAUAUGAAUUUGAUCAUCCUGAUUUUCUCGUUUCAUUGUAUGCAGUCGCAUAUGUGGGUAGGUAUGUUGUUUUGUAUUUAUUAAGACUUCAAAGGUGUAUUUGUGACCAAAACACCUUCUACGUCCUAUCAGUUUUUAAUAAAAAUACCCAAAAUUUUUAUGAAUGCGCACUUCAGUUGAUGAGCCUUGCACAUACACAAAUAUCCAUAAUCUUGACGUAGACUGCCAAAAAGUUUGUUGAAAUAUGUAUAGGUAUCCGACUGAUAUGAACUGUUUAAACAACUGUUUUUUUAUCAUAUUAUAGUAAACAAAUUUGUUUUUUUUACUUAUACACUUAAUAGCUUUUAUGUACAUAUUAGUUUACCAUUGGAUCUUAAGAUUUAUAAAAUACUACAAAAAAAAUAGAAUGUUGCCACAAAAAUACUUAACGUAUGUUUUAUACACUGUUUAUAAAUUCAUGACCCUGUUUGUUCCAUACUAUUUAAUAGCUAGUCUGAAAAGAAGAUGGUCCGAAGAGACAAGGCGCAAUACCAUAAUUAAAAAUAAAAUCUACUGUUUUAUUAUUACAAGUAAUAGAAAUAAACUUUAUUGCUAUUAUAAAAGUUUAAAACUUUUUAACAUUUUACAAGUUAUUCAAUUAGCAUCACCGUCUUAGAGGAUGUUUAAAACAUAUCCAUCGCACAACAGUUCCCAGGGCAGGGAAGCACAUCCACACAAGUGUUGCCAUGUGCCCAUCAAGCUCGGGGCCUGUAAUUACACCGGCAAUCUCGCCCUUCAGGCCAGAACGCAGAAUUGGGACGAUGCGGUAGAAAUAAACGUGGUGGUAGAACUUCGCCGGUAUCCUUUAUUUACUUCCACCAUAAGUUAGCCCUUGACAAUCUACAAAUUACAAUCUCACCUGGUCGUAAAUAAUGAUGCAGUUCAUGAUGGUACCGAGCUUGCCGGUUAAGGGGUAUGGCAGUUAUAUUAAGCCAAUAUUCGUAAUCGUUUCCUACGAGGUAUCGUACCGGAACGUUGUCGAACCCACCAGACCAUUUUUUUAAUAAGUAGGAAUCUACCUCUCUCCUUCGGUUUAAACAAUAUUCGACCAUCUUCUUCAGGGUAUCUAUUAGGUAAUAUUCAAACUUACAGCAUAUUGUCUUGUAGCUGUACCUACAUUUUUUAUAUCUCUAAUACCUACUAUUUUAUUUGCAUUCCCUUAAAAUAAUUUCUUUUGAUUAUUUUACAAGUCUACGUUUUAUGUAGGCUUAUAAGUAAGUUAUUUGAGAUUGAAUUAUGUUAAUGUAAGAUAAUGCAAACCUUGUCAAAAGUGUAAUGCCAUAUUAUUAAUAUAUUUGAUUUUUAUUAUAUAUGACUUAAGUAAUCUUGUAUUAUUUCAAACGAACAUUUUUUAAGUGUCGAUGCUUUAUAUUUUAUAGCUCUCUGAUAUACAUACCUACUUAAUAUUUCAAUAAUGUAUCGUAUAAUAAUUAUAUUGAAUAAAACUAUGUUCAACCUUAAAUUAUGAACUUUUAUAAUUAUUAUCUAAUAGUAUAUUGUGGAAAGACAGUGUUGCCAAUUCUGUUGUAUACAAAUUCAAAAUUAAAAUUAAAGUAAAGUCAAUAGGUAUGUUUAAAAGAAGUGCUAUCCUUUUCCAGAAGUCACAGAGUAAAAAGGACAAGACUUCUUUUAGACGUGUCAAUUUCCUUCUAGUUAAGAGAUUUGGUACACGAGAAUCACGUUUUUUUUAUCUUUAAUAUUUAUAGAGGAUGUUUUCAAUACAGAAUAUGCCAUCAAUAAUUUUUUUAUGAAAUAGCUUUUGUUUCAGUAUCCUACUUGAAAUACUUGACAAACACAGUAACAUAUACAUAUAAGAGCGUUAUUGUAUACUUUUAAUCCCUAAAUUCCCACAGGAACGGCCAAUUAUAAGUGCUCUUCUAGGGUUUAUAAUUUUUUCUUAUAAAAAGUUUCUUUAAAUACUCGCCAAAUAAGUAUCACUCUACUUAGUAAGUUAUUGUGAGUGAUAGUUUUUGACAAGACAUGAAACCAAUAUUUAAUAAAAUUAUAAAAAAUAACAAACAUAUUUUUUUCUGUGAAGUAUUCUUGGUCUUCCCGAGUUGACUAAAAUAAAGAAUGAUUAUGCAAGAACAGAAAAUCAUAUUAUAAUAACCAAAUAUAUAGAAAAAUAAUUAUGUUCCAUGAGUAUCCACAAUUUAACAUGUAUUUAUUUUAGUUUUGUGUUUUAAAUUCUCCUCUUGUCAAGGCUGUAGACUACUCUAGAUUUUAAAAAUAAUUCUACACAUUAAACUUUUGACUAAACUUUGACAAACAAUUUGUUUAUUUACGAAGUUUACACAGAUCAUUUAAACGGUCAUAUGUGGUAAUUGUUGCCACCCUAUUGGAGAAGCAGGCGUAACUUUGCAGUAAGUGUGUUGCCAGCCAGUGUAUAAAUUAUACGAAGCCUACCAAUAGAUAGAUAUUUAUAAGCAGUGAGCUAAAAGUAACGAUAGUAACAUAUUUAAUCAUUGCAGAAUAUAAAUAUUGAUUUUUACUUCUUUCUAAAACGUCACUCGACGUUUCGUAGAUUUACGACAUCAUCUUGGUUACAGCUUUGUCACUUGUUAAAGAUUAUCUAAAUGAUUAUUGUAUUAUAAUAUAAUUUUCGACACUUUAUAUGUCAACAGUGAAACUAUUCGACGAUCAAAGAAUUACCUAAAUAAUAAAUAUGUAAUAUUCA
Messenger RNA from Pararge aegeria (speckled wood butterfly), 6816 nucleotides. RefSeq names its product BMP-binding endothelial regulator protein (gene cv-2). The transcript is spliced from 8 exons. The coding region runs from base 397 to 2415 and encodes 672 amino acids. The record is from RefSeq and is a predicted model, not a curated record. Gene Ontology annotation, molecular function: protein binding. Lineage: Eukaryota; Metazoa; Arthropoda; Insecta; Lepidoptera; Nymphalidae.